AUGCUCCCGCGGCCCCUGCGGCUGCUGUGGGACACGAGCCCCCCCGGGGGAGUCGUGCUGAGCAGCUUCCGGAGUCGAGACCCCGAAGAGGGUGGGGGCCCCGGUGGCCGGGGCGGGGGCGGGGGGCAGGAGGAGGAGGACGACGACGACGACGACGAGGCCCCUGUGUCUGUCUGGGAGGAGGAGGAGGAUGGUGCUACCUUUACAGUCACAAGUCGCCAGUAUCAGCCUCUUGAUCCCUUGGCCCCAAGGCCUCCUCCGCGUUCCUCCCGGAAACUCCGAGCUGGCACCCUGGAGGCCCUGGUCAGACACCUGCUGGAUGCCUGUACAUCAGGGGCUGACAUGACCUUCACAGCAGCCUUCCUGGCCACUCACCGGGCCUUCACCUCCACGCCUGCCCUGCUAGGGCUUAUGGCUGACAGGCUGGAAGCUCUUGAAUCUCAUCCCGCUGAUGAGCUAGAGAGGACAAAAGGGGUAGCCAUCUCUGUACUGUCAACCUGGUUGGCUUCUCACCCUGAGGAUUUUGGCUCUGAGGUCAAGGGUCAGCUUGACCGGCUUGAGAGCUUCUUUCUUCGGACAGGGUAUGCAGCAAGGGAGGGUGUUGUGGGGGGCGGCGCUGACCUCAUCCGCAACCUCCGGUCCCGGGUGGACCCCCAGACCCCUGAACUUCCUAAGCCCCUGGCCCUCCCCGGCGAUCCCCCUGCUGACCCCACGGAUGUCCUGGUGUACCUCGCUGACCACUUGGCCGAACAGCUGACCCUGCUAGAUGCGGAGCUGUUUCUCAAUCUGGUCCCCUCUCAGUGCCUGGGGGGCCUGUGGGGUCACAGAGACCGGCCAGGACAUUCUCACCUCUGCCCAUCUGUCCGGGCGACUGUCACACAGUUCAACAAGGUGGCAGGGGCAGUGGUCAGCUCUGUCCUGGGGGCUACCUCAACCGGAGAAGGGCUUGGAGAGGUGACCGUACGGCCACUUCGUCCUCCCCAGAGGGCCCGGCUCUUGGAGAAGUGGAUCCGAGUGGCAGAAGAGUGCCGUCUGCUCCGAAAUUUCUCUUCAAUGUAUGCUGUGGUAUCAGCCCUGCAAUCCAGCCCCAUCCACAGGCUUCGGGCAGCCUGGGGGGAAGCAACCAGGGACAGCCUCAGAGUCUUCUCCAGCCUUUGCCAGAUUUUCUCUGAGGAGGAUAACUAUUCCCAGAGCCGGGAGCUCCUGCUGCAGGAGGUGAAGCUGCAGCCCCCUCUGGAGCCAAAUUCCAAGAAGUCCCCGAGGUCUGCCUCCCGGGGUGGGGGUGUGGUCCCAUACCUUGGCACCUUCUUAAAAGACCUCGUAAUGCUGGACGCGGCCUCUAAGGAUGAGCUGGAGAAUGGAUACAUCAAUUUUGACAAGCGGAGGAAGGAGUUUGCUGUCCUGUCUGAGCUGCGGCGGCUCCAGAACGAAUGUCGUGGCUAUGACCUCCGACCUGACCCCGAUAUCCAGCGGUGGCUACAGGGGCUCCGGCCACUGACAGAGGCACAGAGCCAUCGCGUGUCCUGUGAGGUGGAGACGCCUGGUAGCGGUGACCCGCCUGCCCCGCGGGUGCUUCGGCCGACACUGGUCAUCUCGCAGUGGACAGAGGUGCUGGGUUCUGUCGGGGGUCCCAGCCCGCUUGUCUCUUGGGACCGGCCCAGUGUGGGGGCAGAGGAGGUGCCUGGAACCCCCGCCCCACUGCUGACCCGGCUGGCCCAGCACAUGAAGUGGCCGUCUGUCUCAUCUCUGGACUCCGCCCUGGAAAGCACCCCAGCCCUGCAGAGUCCAGCUGACCCCAGCCACCUCUCUCCCCCAACUUCCUCCCCGAGGCCUUCUCGAGGUCACCGCCGCUCAGCCUCCUGUGGUUCCCCGCUCAGUGGGGGUGCAGAAGGGGCCUCCAGGGGACCUGGCUGUGGGGGAGGGGCACCUGGGCCAGGGGCCUCUGAUUGCCGAAUCAUCCGAGUCCAGAUGGAGCUGGGGGAAGACGGCAGUGUCUAUAAGAGCAUCUUGGUGACAAGUCAGGACAAGGCUCCAAGUGUCAUCAGUCGUGUCCUUAAGAAAAACAAUCGUGAUUCUGCGGUAGCUUCGGAGUACGAGCUAGUGCAGCUGCUCCCAGGGGAGCGAGAGCUGACCAUCCCCGCCUCGGCCAACGUCUUCUACGCCAUGGACGGAGCCUCACAUGAUUUCCUCCUGCGGCGGCGGCGGCCCUCCAGUGCUCCAGUGGGCCUCGCUAGUGGCCCUUCUGCCUCGGGAACUCCCCCGAGCGAGGGAGGAGGGGGUUCCUUUCCCAGGAUCAAGGCCACAGGGAGGAAGAUUGCCCGGGCACUGUUCUGA
Messenger RNA from Rangifer tarandus platyrhynchus (Svalbard reindeer), 2334 nucleotides. The record is from the annotation of a GenBank genome assembly. Lineage: Eukaryota; Metazoa; Chordata; Mammalia; Artiodactyla; Cervidae.